Molecule: messenger RNA, 646 nt
Organism: Cetraspora pellucida
Lineage: Eukaryota; Fungi; Glomeromycota; Glomeromycetes; Diversisporales; Gigasporaceae
Source: the annotation of a GenBank genome assembly
AGCAGUUCGUAGAUUUCAACCUCAUAGUUCAUUUAUUGGUGAUCGUGAAGCAGAACCUGUUCAUAUUCACCAAAAGCGGCUAAAGCAACAAUCGCAUUUUUGUGCUAUAGCUCUGGAACUACUGAAAAGCAGAAAGGUGUUUGAAAUCACACAUACAAAUGCUGUAGCUAAUAUGGCACAGAUAUCAUCUACAGGUUAUUUUAGUACUCGUAAUAUCAUCAUAGGAAUAUUGCUUGCAAUAGUGAGAGAAAAUUAUUUAUUUGUCAAUGCACUUAUGAUAUCAAUCACUUUUAAAGGGUGCUUCCGCAGUCUUCUUCCUGGAUUUAAUUUGAUGACAUUUUGUCGAUGUGUUCAAAAAUAUAAAGUCAACUUUAUUCACACGGUUCCACCGAACAUACUCGCAUUAGUUAGAUCACCUUCGGUUGAAAGCAUGUCAAGUGUGGAAUUUGUAUUUUCUGGUGCAGCUGAAAAUUGGUGCAAAGAUCUUUAUAAUAUUUAUAAAAUACCGGUUAGACAGGGAUAUGGACUCGCUGAACCGUCUGCAUUAAUAUCGAUAUGUGAGAAAGAGAACAUUGUCUCAGGUUCUUCUGGAGUUCUUCUAAAUUUAGAAGCUAGGCUACUAUCAGAAGAGUGGCGUGCCUGGUGA